UAUGCAACAUCCCCCGUAUUAAAGAAAGCCAUAAAAGAAAAUAACACAACCACUCCAUGCCUUCUUCACAUUAUUUACAGAGAAAACUCAAUUGGAGAUUUGGCUAGUGGAAAAUGACAAUCUUCGUAUUCAAGGAAAAUUGGCAGUAAUUUAUAUAAGCUUCUACCUUUUUUAGGGUUUUGAUGAAUAUUUGAAUUUGGUGUUGGACAGAGCUGUUGAAUAUGACCGCAAGACAAAGGCAACAAAGGAAUUAGGGAAAAUCCUUUUGAAGGGAGAAAACAUUGUUCUUGUUAGAACUUUAGAGUAUUAUUUUAAGCUAAUAUAUUUAGGGAUGUUAAAUUAUGAGUU
Paramecium pentaurelia is the source of this 348-nucleotide messenger RNA. Lineage: Eukaryota; Ciliophora; Oligohymenophorea; Peniculida; Parameciidae. The record is from the annotation of a GenBank genome assembly.